GAUUUGAAGAAUUGGUCAGUGUUCUUUUUCCAUAUUGGGAAGUAAAAGGAUCCUGAACCAGGAACACAUUGGUAGUGGUACAUGUGCCCUCUCAAGACUUAUGUGAUAUUCAACCCUUAGUUCGUGAUAAAGAUUGCUGUGGAAAAUUGAAUGUGUAUAGGGUCUAUUGAUGCUGGAGGACUGGGUCAUUUAACUGUGUCAACAUCUCAUGUGAUCUAACUUAAAAGCUGCUGACAAGAGAUAAUGGGACAUUCCUUAUACUACCUGGGAUAUAAGACACAUUAAGGCGGACAGUUUUUGGUGCUUAUGGCCAUAACACUGCUGCAUGACUUACCACAGCCACACUUGACCAACUUUCCUAUGCAAAUUUAAGUGGGAAGUUGUUGAAACAGGAUUUUGGAAGUUUAUACUGUAGGAAGGUUUUAAUUAUUGCCAUGCUGGCACUCUUAUUUUUAAAGGAGGCAAUUACAAGAGAUUUUUUUGUUUUUGUUUGUUAUGAGUCAAGAACAUAGAACUCAGAAGAGGACUGGACUGAAAACUGAAGUCUUCAUUUGGUUUUGAAAAUUCCAAGUCUGUUCAGUUAAAGUUAAAAAAGUUUUUUUCACAAUGUAUGACUGUAUCUUUGAUCCUCGCUACCCUGAAAACAUUGACCAGUUUGGAUAUGUCAGCAGUCUUUACAGCCAGACGUCUAUGAGAAAGAAAACAACCAGUUAUACUGAAGAAUACAAAAAAGAUAUUGGUUUUAAACUUCAGGAUAUGGAUCUCAUAGACAUACUGUGGCGGCAGGACCUGGACAUGGGAGUUGCCAGAGAGAUGUUUGAUCCUAACCAGAGACUGGAACUAGAGAAAGAAAGGGAAGUGGAACUACAGAAGCAGCAACAAAAGGAACGAGAACUAGAUGAGGAGACAGUGAAGCAAGAAAAAGAGGAGAAAGACGCAUGGGAAGAUCUCACAAAUUAUAUCAUUGAUGGAGAAACAGGGGAGUUAUUGCCUCUGCCCCCUGCAGAGCAGACUGAAAGUUCUGGACCUAGCACCACAGAAACACAGACCAAUGAAAACACCACUGAGACUCCUCUCUUCCUGGAGGAUGCCAUGAGUUUGCUUCAAAAUGAUGGGACUAAUAACUUGUCCAUGAACAGCUGGAUGGAAAACAGUACCAUUCAAGAUGAACUGGAAAAAGUCAUUUUAGAAAAACAACCGAACCUCUCGGCCCUUGGGGACACCAAUGUCAGUUACAGUCGCCAGAACAGUCUGGAGAUGCGCUGGCGUGAUGUGGCAAGUCUGUUGGAGUUGCCUGGACUGGCAGCAGAGGAGAAUGUCACCCAGAACUACAGCGCUACGCCCACCACCAGUGGUCUCAUCCAGAAUACUACUUUCGCUCCUCAGAUGAGCCCAACACAGGCUGUGCCCUCUAUUGAUCUCACAACAUCAACCAACCACAGUUUUGUCAAUGAGAGUUUGACCCAGAAUCCUGCUAACACCACCUUUGGUCUGGAGAACAGUGACCUACUGUUUCCCAACAUCAGUGCCACUGUGCCUAUCACCAUGAACACUUCCAGCGACUUCUUGGAUGACCUGUUGGAAGACGAGCUCUCUGAUAUGGAGAUUGAGAACACUGCAGACCUGCCCACUAUGCAGAUGAUGGAUGAUGCCAGCAGUGACUCUGCAGUGUCUUCCAUGGGAAGUUCCCCAUACCAGGAGUGGACCGACAGCUCUAUUGGUUCCACCUCUCCAUUCGACACACUGGAGGGCGCCACUGGUGGCAUGCAUCAAGGAGGUGCCACAGGCUUCACCAAACCAAAGUUUGAGUACUAUGAUAACAGCUGCACCUACAGCAUGGACCCAGGCUAUCAGGAUUCCCUCCAUACCAACUACUCUGGCUCAGACAAUGGGACAAGCUACCCUCAGUUCACUCCUGCCAGCAAGAAACACAUUCAUCAUAACCACACAUAUCCCCUCCAGCCAGGCCAGCAACCCAAAGAACAGAAGAAGCCAGACCGCGACAAGGGCACACGCACCAUGUUCAGCCGUGAUGAGAAGCGGGCCAAGGCAAUGCGCAUUCCAUUCUCCGUGGCUGAUAUUGUUAACUCUGCCGUGGAAGAUUUCAACGAGAUGCUGCAGAAAUAUGCUUUGACUGAAGCACAGCUCCAGCUUGUCCGUGACAUCAGACGCAGAGGCAAAAACAAGGUGGCUGCACAGAAUUGUCGCAAACGCAAGAUGGAGAUCAUUUUCACCUUAGACGAUGAAGUCAAAGCCAUGCAACAGGAGAGAGACAGAUUGCAGAAGGAGAGACAAGAGAUGGAAAAGGAACACCUGGAAUUCAAGAACAAGUUCAGCCACCUUUACAUGGAGGUUUUCAGGUCUCUGAGGGAUGAAAACGGCCGGCCGUACAACCCACAAGAAUACUCGCUUCAGCAAACUGCCGAUGGGAACGUCUUCUUGAUCCCGCGGAAUUCCACCAGCAGCGACCACACAGAGAAGGCACAAAAGAAAAGAAAAUCCAAGAAGCAAUGAACUGUAUGAAUGUAUUGACAGAUGAACAGGGAUGCAGAUUGGAAAUUGACCUGUGCUUCAUCUUAGAAAAGAAAGGGCAGUAAAACUACCCACUAAUAAGAAUUGACUUCACAUUGAGUAUCACUUUGGUGUGGAUGUGACUUCCUACUUGAGGUUCAAUAUUAAGCAAUUGCUACUGUACUGGAUUCACAUUUUCUUGUAAUACAGAUUUUAGAAGAACAAUAUGUUAAUCCAUGAAUAACUGCUAUUUAAAUUACAACCCACUUUUGCUGUGCCCACCAGAAAAAAGAUACUUCUUAUUGUCUUCAGUGACAGGUUAUUCAAUUGUUGUAAAUGUUUAUGUAUUGAUUCUGCUGUGCAGAUUUAUUGCUACUUUAAAGAAAUAAAAAUGCAAUUUUGCUUCUGUAGGUCCUAAUUAAAAUAACACUGCUGUUUCUUUUGAAAUGGUGACAGGCUUUUUGUUGAAAUGGAGGUCAUCCCUUAAAAAUGACAGUCUGUUAUCUCUGGAUACUGAAGAAAAAUAUUACUGACUAGUUAGAAACAAAAUGGACUAACAACAUCAUUAAUUGGUUUUUGAAACACCAAGUAUUUUUGGCAGCUGACUUGGUUAGAUUAGUUGUGUACAGUUAAAGCAUCCAUGACACUGAUAUUUACUGUAUUUGCUGUCUCUUUUACCCAAUACAUAGACUGCAGUUAUCACUUAUGCUUUUGCAAAGUGUCACAUAAUUUGAAAACAAAAUAUGUAAUAAAGAGGUACAGGCCAUGUGCCUUAUAUACAAGUUAUUGUCAAGUAGUAACAUGCUAUACUAUAUGGUAUUACAACCUGUCCAAUUUGUUUAGGCUUUAAUAUAGGGGGUUUGUUCUUUAAUAACCUCUUUUGAUUUUUGUUAUAUUGCAGAUAUGUAUUCCAAGAAUAAGGGUUAGUUAUUAUUAUUGUAGAGAUUUCAUAUAAUGGGAUCUAUAUAAGUGAGUACAUUUGUAUCUGUUGUUGUAUUUACAUUUUAUUUGUUUUCUCUUUUUCAUUUCAUGGUAAAUGCACUGAUGUAUUAGAUAUUUGGCUAUAUUGCUGUAUUCAGAAACUUAUAGCUUUGAAUGGAUGCCUUUUACUGAUAUGGUACUAAGUGUUUCAUUUAUUAAUAAGUUGCAUUCAGAGACUUAAACUGAUGUAAUAUUGCUACGAUAAGUGUAAAUCACGAAUCUAUAUCAAUUGGAAUGAUAAUUCUCCUUUCAGUUUUGCCUAGUUUUCUAUGGUCAGUUCAGAUGUUUUUCAUGUGGCCAGCAAGUUACUGCUGGUUUGUACGUGCAUGGAUCUUUUCAGGCAGUUGUUAAGAAUAAGUAAGAAUUAGAAUUGUUUGCUUGUUUUACAUUUGUUUGAAAGAAAAGUAUUCCUCUUAUCUUUUUUGUGGCACUACUAGGUUCUUAUGUUAAUUUCAAGUGGAGGAGUUAUGAAAAAAAUGUCACUGGCUUAACUUUCCUUUAACAUUGAGGAACUUUGCAAAGAAGUUGAAAUUGAGAAAGAGUAUCGUCAUGAAUUGUUCUUUACAACAUUUUCAAAGUGUAAAUAAGGUGUUAUUUGUAUUGCUGAUAAAAUAUUUUCAAUAAAAAAUUAUUAAAACUA
Molecule: messenger RNA, 4132 nt
Organism: Lingula anatina
Lineage: Eukaryota; Metazoa; Brachiopoda; Lingulata; Lingulida; Lingulidae
Product: nuclear factor erythroid 2-related factor 2
Biological process (GO): regulation of transcription by RNA polymerase II
Cellular component (GO): nucleus
Molecular function (GO): RNA polymerase II cis-regulatory region sequence-specific DNA binding; DNA-binding transcription factor activity, RNA polymerase II-specific
Source: RefSeq, a predicted model, not a curated record